UACGCAAGCGCUUUCCAAGAUUUUUAACGAGUUGAGACCAGCCAUUGAAGUCUACCUGGGAUUGCUGCUGUUUGCUGAUCAAUUUUGACGUUUUAUCAUUUAUUUUCGUGUGAUAAUUACCAGAAAGAUCAACCAAAAAUGGGUAACGAGAGCUCUCUGCCCAUGGAACUCUGUUCAAACUUUGAUGCUGAUGAAAUCAGGAGAUUGGGAAAGAGAUUUAGAAAAUUAGAUCUCGAUAACAGUGGUGCUCUCAGUAUCGAUGAGUUUAUGUCAUUACCAGAGUUACAACAAAAUCCACUUGUACAACGUGUCAUUGAUAUAUUCGAUGCCGAUGGCAAUGGGGAAGUCGAUUUCAAGGAGUUCAUUCAGGGGGUUUCGCAAUUCAGUGUCAAGGGCGAUAAAGAAAGUAAAUUACGGUUUGCAUUCAGAAUUUACGAUAUGGACAAUGAUGGAUUUAUUAGUAAUGGGGAAUUGUUUCAAGUACUGAAGAUGAUGGUAGGAAAUAAUCUUAAAGAUACUCAAUUACAACAAAUUGUCGACAAGACAAUACUUUUCGCGGAUAAGGACGAGGAUGGAAAAAUUAGCUUCGAAGAGUUUUGUUCUGUGGUCGGUAAUACUGAUAUUCAUAAGAAGAUGGUGGUUGAUGUAUAAUCAAUCAAAUUAUCCUAGAUAAAAAAGAAAUGAAAAGAAAGGAAUGUUGAAGAAAUGCUGAGCGUUGACAAAACUUCGACUUCAUUACUGCAUUAAAUAGUUUCUAAGGACCCAAAAAAAAUAAACUAAAAAUCUAUAGAUUCACUCGAUAAUUAUAGAAGCAGAGAUCUGUUUAGAUAAACGAAAAGAAAAAUUGUAAAACUAAAUCUAGAAAAAUUCUCGAUACAUUUUUAUCGUACAUUAUUUCUCACCGAACUCAAAAUAUAAUCCACACGGGGAUUACUCUUUUUUCCAUUUCUCCAGAGCACAAAGAAAUAUUUCUAAUUAAAAUAAUCCUAAAAAUACUUAUCGUAAUAUUGUGCAAUUGCUAGGAAAAACAAAUGUUCUAAGAUCUUUACUCCCGUAUUUUUCUUUUCUGUUAUUUAUUGUAUAAUUUAUUCCUACAAUUUUUUUUCUUUUGAAAAUUGUUUACAUACUUAUUACCUUUAUUUUAGGAAUAAUUUACAGUGCAAAUGUUUUCCGAACAGUCAAAGAUAAAUAACCAAAUGGGUGACAAGGGAGAAAAAUGCUCCAGAUGUUCAUUAUCAUUGUUUAAUCUUAAUUAGUAACGGUAAGCCACUGAAGGCCUUGGUACUUUCCUUAAUUUUCUCCAUUUUUUCAAUAAUAUUAUUACUUUUCUUCAUUCAGUGGUGAGAAAAAAACGAAAAUGAAGAAAAAAAAAUAAUAAAACUACCGAGACGUUUGAAAUGUUCUGACCAACUGUUUAUUGAUCACACGAAAUGGUAGAGAAAGGGGCAAAACCGAUACUAUUGUGUGAAAAUUUUGAAAAACAUAAAAUAUAUAUUAAAAGAAUGCGAAGAAUGAAAUUGAAUAUAAUAAAUUCUACAGUGUGUAAUUGUGUUUCAACGACUAAUUUUAUUUGUCGUGUGUUAUUUAUGUCUUUUUCGUCUAAUCAAAGUUAAUACAAAAAAAAUUAUGAGAAAAGGCUAUUUCAAUUUUAAAUAUACGAAUCUUUAUCCUGUA
Messenger RNA from Diachasmimorpha longicaudata, 1674 nucleotides. Its product is annotated as calcineurin subunit B type 2. The transcript is spliced from 5 exons. NCBI's taxonomy places the organism in Eukaryota, Metazoa, Arthropoda, Insecta, Hymenoptera, Braconidae. Bases 139 to 651 code for a protein of 170 amino acids. Gene Ontology annotation, biological process: protein dephosphorylation; calcineurin-mediated signaling. Gene Ontology annotation, molecular function: phosphatase binding; calcium-dependent protein serine/threonine phosphatase regulator activity; calcium ion binding. The record is from RefSeq and is a predicted model, not a curated record. Gene Ontology annotation, cellular component: calcineurin complex.